This is a messenger RNA of Nothobranchius furzeri (turquoise killifish), 2381 nucleotides long. RefSeq names its product pleckstrin homology domain containing, family A (phosphoinositide binding specific) member 3 (gene plekha3). The record is from RefSeq and is a predicted model, not a curated record. Gene Ontology annotation, cellular component: early endosome; trans-Golgi network; recycling endosome. NCBI's taxonomy places the organism in Eukaryota, Metazoa, Chordata, Actinopteri, Cyprinodontiformes, Nothobranchiidae. Gene Ontology annotation, biological process: retrograde transport, endosome to Golgi; receptor recycling; endosome organization.
AUGGGUUUUACAGUUGCAUCAGUAUUUUGGGGAGUUUUGACAGAACUCUGUUAAACGUGUGAAAUGUCCCUUGCAGGUUUCCGUACAGAAGCUGUGGUUUGUUGAUAUUUUUCUCUCAGCUGACUCUCCGCUGAACCUCUGAGCAGAGACAGCCAGGGUUUACUCCUCGAACUCCUCCACCCAGUGUCUCCUAACCGGUUCACAGUUGUGGAGACGAGCGGCGGUCCCUCAUGACCGUUAGUUUGAACGCGUUUCGUCGUGGAGACGGUGACCGUCGGCGGGAAGCUAACAGGCUAGCUGCGUUAGCCGACAUUUAAAGAAAACAUGGAGGGGAUUUUGUACAAGUGGACUAAUUACAUGACAGGCUGGCAGCCUCGCUGGUUCGUCCUGGAGAACGGAGUCAUUUCGUACUAUGACACGGAGGACGAUGUGGGCAAAGGCAGCAAAGGAUCCAUUAAGAUGUCUGUGUGUGACAUCAAAGUUCAUCCCACGGACUCGACACGCCUGGAGCUGAUCAUCCCUGGCGAGCAGCAUUUCUACGUGCGGGCCGUUAACGCCGCAGAGAGACAGAGGUGGUUGGUAGCAUUGGGAUCAUCUAAAGCUGGAACACUGGAAAGCCACAAACACAAAGGUCCAGACUGUCUGAAGACAAAGAUGUCAGAACUACGUCUGUACUGUGACCUCCUCGUCCAGCAGGUCCAGACCAUCCAAUCACAGCACUCUGAAGAGACAGAGACCACGCCCACUUCUGAGGCCUCGCUGCUCAGCGCCACCUGUGAGACGUUCAUCAGGACAUUGGAGGAGUGCAUGAGCCUGGCCAACCAGAGUCUGACUCCUGAUCUCCGACCUCCAGAAAAGAUGAAGAGGUCCAUCAGCCAUCCUGGAACCUACAGCUUUGACAGGUCGGGUGUGCUGAAGGAGUAUGUGAGUGGAGGUCAAAGGUCAGCUCAACGCCGGCACCGGACGUCCUCGGACAGUUCCGUUUACGACAGUGACCGUUUGCUGCCCAGUCUGAACGGAGAAUCCUCCUCCAUUCCUGAGGAGAGGGGGAGCCGUGAAAGCCCAAAGACCACCCCGACAGACACGGACACUGACCUGUCCAUCUGAUCGUUCAACGCUCACCAGAACCGGGCUGAAGGAUGAGCUGACUGACUGACCUGUUUUCAGGAGAGUUCCUGUCUUGGCUUCUCUAUGAAGUCACCAGAAACUAGCACUUUGAAGUCCAUCGUUUCUUUUUGAGUGUUUUUUUUUAGUCUAGAGACACACAAAGGUCAACUGGACUGUGAUACUUUAACCUGGAUCGACAGACCUGGACUGCAGCUGAUGGACCCGUCAGCUCCUUGCGAAUGUGUUAAACUGUGAAUUUGUGGUUUCUGCUGCUUUAAGGACCUGAGAAUGUAAAGACUGAAUCCCCGACUCAAACUUUCAUCCAGAUAAAGUUUUGCCCAUUGGCACUUUGACCCUGAACUCCAUCGUUCCUUUACACGUUAAAUCAGUUUCUCUGUUCUGCUCAUUAUUAAAAAUAAAUACCAAAACUCUGCCCCCUUUUGGCAGCUAAUGUUCCUGCAAAUUUUUACAAAAAUGUAUAAAAGAAAGAAGCCAUUCUGCUUUAUUGCACAACCCAAACUUUUAUCAAAACGUGCAGCUGAGAGGGUCAGUUACAGGUAGAUGUUGUACAGAAUCGGCAAUCAUUUAUCGCCCAACACUCCAAACACAAACCAGGUGGACUAAAUGAACUCGGUCUGGUUGCACAACACUGUAGGAAGAAGUCUGAAGUUUACUGCCUUGUGAAAUUUUGGGUGUUCUCUAAUUAAUUGGAGGUAAAUUCCAUCCAAACAUGCAGUUUUACCUGCCGUCUAUUUUACCACAGACAAGAGUGCCAGUAGUGUUUAUUUAAGGUGAAUCUAGGAGGAAAAUCACCAAACUUACUGAUUUAUAUAUAUUCACCUUAAACUUAGUUGGCAGAAUUAAAACAUCUUGCUCAAGUGAAUAAUUUCUUAGUCGUUAUACUGCAUCAGUAGCAAGUCAACACUGAUUUCAAAUCAGUUGAGAUCAAAAAAAUAAUCAGUGGGCCUUUGGAGCUGACAGGAUGUACGAUAUUAACUUUGAGAGGUGCUGGUAGCCUGUUUUGGUAUUUUAAACUUAAAUGUUAGUCGAUCUUUUAACAUAGAUCUGAUACUCUGACUUGAUUGUCUGAAUAAGCUCAGCUCAGUUUUCAAAAAUGCCUCGGUGAAACAAGCAAAUGGCAUUUCUCCUGAAGUAAGUUUUUCUUUUUUACUGUAGCUAAAGUAACAGGGGGUGACUUCAGUGUUUCUGCAGAAGGUUAAUUGUGUUUGUAUCACAUGAGGUUUUUAUUGUCUGAAUAAAUUAUAUUGACUUAA